Messenger RNA from Penicillium cosmopolitanum, 213 nucleotides. RefSeq lists its product as uncharacterized. Bases 1 to 213 code for a protein of 70 amino acids. Lineage: Eukaryota; Fungi; Ascomycota; Eurotiomycetes; Eurotiales; Aspergillaceae. The transcript has a single exon. The record is from RefSeq and is a predicted model, not a curated record.
AUGCUGCAGGCCUGCAGGUCUGCAGGUCUACAGGCCCGUGAGAGUGAGACUGACCACCGAGAAAGACGACGACGACUGGUUGCGCUGGCCCAUCGAACAAAGCGCUUACAGAUUAACAGACACUCGCUAGGCUCAAGCUUGUCGCUAUCGCCUGUUGACCCAUUAGGGAUGCUGGCAUUGGCAUCCUGGCACGGCGAGAAUCCGACUGCCUAG